Molecule: messenger RNA, 4973 nt
Organism: Loxodonta africana (African savanna elephant)
Lineage: Eukaryota; Metazoa; Chordata; Mammalia; Proboscidea; Elephantidae
Product: plasma membrane ascorbate-dependent reductase CYBRD1
Exons: 4
Coding region: 73-933 (286 amino acids)
Cellular component (GO): lysosomal membrane
Molecular function (GO): oxidoreductase activity
Source: RefSeq, a predicted model, not a curated record
GGCUAGUAUCCAGAGGCUGCCGCCGCCUCGCCGAGUUCCUGUGGCUGCCGCGGCGCGGAGUAUGGGGCGCUGAUGGCCAUGGAGGGCUACAGAGGCUUCCUGGGGCUGCUGGUGUCCGCGCUGCUGGUCGGCUUCCUGUCCGUGAUCUUCACUCUCAUCUGGGCUCUCCACUACCGGGAGGGGCUCGGCUGGGACGGGACCGGGCUCGAGUUUAACUGGCAUCCGGUGCUCCUGGUCACCGGCUUCGUCUUCAUCCAGGGCAUCGCCAUCAUCGUAUACAGACUGCCAUGGACCUGGAAAUGCAGCAAGCUACUGAUGAAAUCCAUUCAUGCAGGCUUAAACUCCGUUGCUGCCAUUCUUGCAAUUAUCGCUAUGGUGGCCGUUUUUGAUUACCACAAUGCUGGGAAUAUCCCCAAUAUGUACAGUCUGCACAGCUGGAUUGGAUUGAUAGCUGUCAUACUUUACUUCUUACAGCUUCUCCUAGGUUUUCUCGUUUUCCUGCUUCCAUAUGCUCCACUUUCUCUCCGAGCAGUUCUCAUGCCCAUACACGUUUACUCUGGACUUCUCAUCUUUGGAACAGUGAUUGCAACAGCACUUAUGGGAUUGACAGAAAAACUGUUUUUUGUCCUGAAAAAUCCCUCAUACAGUUCAUUUCCACCGGAAGGUAUUUUCACAAAUACCCUUGGCCUUCUGAUUCUGCUGUUCGGAGCCCUCAUUUUUUGGAUAGUCACCAGACCACAAUGGAAACGUCCUAAAGAGCCAAAUCCUGACUUUCUUCACCCCAACGGAGGCACUACAGAAGGAGUGGACGGCUCCAUGGCAAUAAACUCUGGCAACAACACAGACAAAUCGGAUUUAGAGUUAAACAAUGAAGUAGCAGCAAGGAAAAGAAACUUCACCCUUGAUGAUGCUGGACAGAGAUCCACCAUGUAAAAUGUUGGCAUGUGUAACUCCACUUUUACAAACCAGCCCUACGCGUUGUUAGCAUCUCCUGUUUAGCCAUAAGAUGAUUGAGUUACAUACUGUCAAUAUUUAUUUUAAUCAUAAAGUAGGAUUUCUUGAAAGACUAUGUAUUGAUUGGGACCUGUGAACUUACGUGAAUUGGAAACGACAUGAUCAAUAUAAACACAGUCGGCCCUCCAUAUCCACAGGUUCCACAUCUUCAGAUUCAACCAACAGUAGAUUCAAAAUAUUUGGGGAAAAAAAAGACUUCUUUUUUUCUUGUCAUUAUUCCCUAAACAGUAUAGUCCUGUAUAACAACUAUUUACACAGCAUUUACAUUGUAUUAGGUAUUAUAAGUAAUCUAGAGAUGAUGUGAAGUAUACAGGAGGAUGUGCAUAGGUUAUAUGCAAGUUUUGCUUGGAUUCACAAUCAACACCCCAGAAAGCAACAGUUAAGAAGUUAGACAAUGCAUUGCAUUCGGCAAAUCUGCUGCAAGAGAUCUCUUUAAAGUGUUAAAAAGCAAAGAUACCACUCUAAGGACUCAGGUGUGCCUAACCCAAGCCAUGGUGUUUUCAGUUGCCUUAUAUGCACGUGAAAGCUUUCUUAUUCCAAAAAAUAAGGAAGACCAAAGAAGAAUUGAUGCCUUUGAAUUACGGUGUUGGCAAAGAAUAUUGAAUAUACAUACCAUGGACUUGCAGAAGAAUGAACAAAUCUGUCUUAGAAGAAGUACAGCCAGAAUGCUCAUUAGAAGCAAGGAUGGUGAGACUUCAUCUCACAUGCUUCGGACACGUUAUCAGGAGGGACUAGUCCGUGGAGACAGCCAUCAUGCUUGGUAAAGUAGAAGGUCAGCGAAAAAGAGGAAGAUCCUCAAUGAGAUGGACUGACACAGUGGCUGCUACAAUGGGCUCAAACAUAGCAAUGAUUGUGAGGAUGGUGCAGGACCUGGCAACAUUUCAAUCUAUUGUACAUAGGGUCGCUAUAAGUCAGAAUCAACGGCGCCUAAUAACAACAACAGUGACAUUUUAUAUAAGGCAUUUAUAUAUACAUAUAUAAAAGACCAUCCAUGGAUUUUGGUGUCCACAGGGAUCUGGAACCAAUUCCUUGUGCAUACUGAGGGAUGACUGUAUAUAAAUUGUGGUCAUGUUACCUUUUUCUUGUUGAGGACCAAAGCAUUUGUCACAGUGCCUUACACAGAAUCCCAGUGCCUCAUGCAGAAUAGAUGCUCAACAUAUGUCUAUCGGUUGAUUAAUUUGGUAAACUGGCAGCAUGAUGUGCUUUGAUCAUUUAGUCAUUUCCCAGGAGCUCAAUGAUUCCAAAACUAAGUAGAACUAGUACUAAAGUUUCAGAGUCAGAUCAUGACUCUCCAGGACAGGGUUUAGACUAUGAUGCUAUACAGAUAUCAUGACUAAAAUACAGGGAAAAAAAUUUAGGAAAAUAACUGGAAAUUUAGCUCACUUCUCCCCACCUCUUCUCCCUCUUCACCACUCCAGCUGGUCUGUGCUCACAUCUAAGACCAGGCUUUAUAUUAGGGUAUUUUGGAACAGUGACUGAGCCCUGAGUGACUGAAGAAAUCUUGGGUCAGGCCUGGAAGAUUGUCCAAAACCCAACUUAGUCCCAGUGCUUCCUUGGGAUUGGUAUACUUUAUGAUCCACAAUCCCAAACCUGCCUAGAAUGAGAAUAGGUCUGAAUGUUUAAGCAGCAUAAACUUCUUUGCAAACAUCCAAGAGCACUUUUUCUUAGGUUUCUGUUUUUAUUUUUAAAAAUACUUGCAUAGCACUUGUAUAUAUUCUAUUCUAAGCACUUUUCAAAUAUAAGCUCAUUUAAUCCUCGGAAAAACCCUGUGAAGUAGGUACUGUUAUCCCCAUUUUAUAGAUGGGGAGCUGACAUUUGGAGAAGUCAGAUCCCUCAUUUAUAAAAUGGGAGUAAUAAUCGUACUUGCUCAAAGGUCGCCCAGCUUGUAAGUGGUGGAACUGAGAUUCAAAACCUAGCAGUCUGGCUCCUGAGUCCAUGAUCCUAACCACUUCGUUAUGCUGUGUUUUUCUGUUUUAUACUAAUUUGCACGAACUUAGACCCCUCUGAAUAAUUCUUAAUUUUAGGAAUAGAGUGGUGUUAUUAAGGGGUGCUUCUUUACCUUCUGGCUCUCUCUUCCAAGACAAAUGCCCCAAAUAACCAAGGGAAAAAGACCAACCAUACCUGGAAAUAGGGCACAGGCACCCUGCCACUGGUGGCAGAGUAGGUUUGGAUAUGACCCUGACGAAUCAAAUUUAAUUUUUGUUCUUCAAAUCUUAGCUGCUGAACAGCUUUGGCUGUGGAGAUGGUAGGCCUGCCUACCCUAGGUCAUCAUGAGUCGGAAUCAACUCGAUGGUAAGCGCAUGCUACUAACCAAACAAAUAUAUUUUGAUACGUGGAUGUUUCAUUACAUAAAGGUGCAAAAAAUCCCAGGUUUUUUUGGGUUUUUUUUGGCGGGGGCAGGGGAAGAAUGACUGAACCCUGAGAAUAGAGGCUGCCAUUCCAUUUCAUAUAGGCCAAAAAAGCAGUUAUCCAUGAAAAGUUAAUUAUGGAUUUGGCACUAGAAUAGCUCCGUUGCAAAGUAUUUGAGCACUGUUCGUCCCAGCCCUUUACUUUAUCUCUCAUGUGGACUAAUAUGAGGGUAAUCUUACAGAUAUUAUAGGAACUUCUUUUCUUUCUCAGCCCCUAUGAAAACAAUGCAUAGUAAAAUAUAUCUAGAAAAUCUUUCUGUUUGAGACUCUUCUUUUAAUAGGCUUUAUAUUCUAACGAUAAUUGCACCUUUAUCUUUCAAAAGCUGAUAAUUCCUACCUAAACAUCUCCCUCCAAAAUAUCUUAUAAAAAGCCCUCAAAAAGAAUAGGAGAGAAGAAAGCCUCAGGUAUCAAUUCCAAAACAGUGAUUGAAACCUCCCCAAAUAAUUAUAGCUUAUAUCAUCUGCAGAGAUGGUCUGGCUUGGCUUACCCCAUAAUCUAAUUUCAGAAAAGAAAGCUUUAACACUCAUCUAAAUCAACACUAAAGCCUUUUUUCUCAAAGGGUUUAUUGAGAAACUCAAGUAAAUAUAUUUUUUUGAAUUAAUGUCAUCAAAAGUGUACAGCUUCCUUUGCUCCUUACGUCAAACUGAGCCCUCCCUCCAAAGUACUUUCUUUACUUGUACGGCUUCAUUUAAGCUGUGAUGUUCAGAAACAGAAUCUCAGAUCUUACAAUCAAACGACAAAGAAGCCAAUUGCACUUUUUCAGGAAUACUGACAAGUGGUUGCCAUAUUCUAAAGGACAGAAUAAAGAGUAUGUCUCAUUGUUAAUUAGGCUCUUCUUCCUGCUGAGUUGGAAAUUCCAGUGCAGUACUGGUGGACCACGUCAACUGCCAAAUCUAAAAGCACAAAGGAAGAAGUAAAUCUUGAUGCUAGUUUUAUUGCAAUCUAAUGGAAUUUUUAUCUUGCUAUGUCCUGUUUUAGAUAACUCCAACAGGAAACUAUAACUGCUCUGUCUUACAGCUACACAUAGGGAAGAAUAGGCAAGGUACUUGAAGACCAGAAGUGUAAAGAAAAGAUUUUUAACUUUAGCUAUUCUGGGCCCCAUACAAUUCCAUAUAAAUUUGAGGAUCAGCUUUCCAUUUCUGCAAAAAAGACCGUUGGAAUUUUGAUAGGGAUUGCUUUUGGGAGUAUUGCCACAUUGACAACGUUAAGUCUUCAAAUCCAUGAACAAGAGAUGUUUCCAUUAAUUUAGGUCUUCAUUAAUUUCUUUCAGCAAUGUUUUGUAAUUUUCAGUACACAAGUCUUUCAUCUCCUUGGUUAAAUUUAUUCCCAUGUAUUUUAUUCUUUUGGAUAUUAUUGUAAAAUGGAGUUGUUUUCUUAAUUUCCUUUUCAGAUUGUUUAUUAAGAUUUCUAUCUUUAAAUUUGUCUUUUUAUCUCAGCACAUUUAUUGAAAAAUAUUAAAUAACCUGAACAUUUUACAAUUUUGUAGGAAUAAUAUGCAUUUAUUUUUUCUUGACUUGUUUUUAUAUAGUAAUAAAAGUUAUUUAGAAGCC